UUAUCUAAAACCGUACCACACCCACUGUAGGUUCCCCGAGAGCCUGAGGGGGUGGAUAGGUCUAGGGUUUGGAACACAAACCAGCAUCCAUUGCCCCAAAAAAAAGUUCCCGAGAAGUAGAAAGCAGAAACGCAAGAAAAAUAAAUGGAUCAACCAAACGAGGACCAAGAGGAACCUCCAAUUGCAGAGCUAUUGGGCGUGAAGAAGAAGAAGAAUAAGAAUACAACGGUGGUUUCUUCGCCGAGGACGAGAACAACAACCGGAGUAAAAGCGAAGAAGAAGAAGGAGGGUGGUCCCGCUGCAGUGGACUCCGCAGCACAGUAUCCUACAGGCUCCACGGAGGAUUGCUGCAAUGCCCCUAAGGUUACAGUUUUGAAGUUCGAUAAUUCGGUGGAGAAUCACUUCAGAGCCAUCGACACGAUUUCUCAGCUCUGUGGAGAGCCUGAAGACGGUGCUCUUGAAGAACAAGAAAUUCAGCAACUGUCCUCCUCAAUCACUUUCUUAAGAGAAUGGAAGUAUUUUAAUUACGAACCAAAAAUCGUCAGGUUCGCUUCUGCAGUAGGAAGCAUUGAUGGGAAAGAUGUUGUUAGCGGAAUAGAGUUGCCUCAACUAUCUUCUGCAGCUGUUCCUAAGAAUGAGGAACCUUCUGGGGGUGCUGCUACACAUGCAGAAUCAUCCGGAUCUGGCUGCAGCAAAGACUUUGUUAUUCAUGUUGGAGGGCAUGUUUGGGCUUUGGAUUGGUGUCCUAGAGUUCAUGAAAGGCCCGAGUGUCCUAUCAAAUGUGAGUUUAUAGCUGUUGCUGCUCAUCCUCCUGGAUCUUCAUAUCACAAGAUAGGCGCCCCUCUUACUGGUAGAGGUGUCGUUCAGAUAUGGGGUCUCCUAAAUGUCAGCAUGAAUGAGGAUGAGGUGCCACCUCCAGCAGAAAAGCCAAAACAGGGGCCUAAAAAUGGUAGGGACAUGAAGGACAAAUUGACUGUAUCAAAGAGGCCCAGAGGGAGACCUAGAAAGAAGCCAGUAGAAGACAAUGUGGCAAUAACAACUCAAAAGAGGCCCAGAGGAAGACCUAGAAAGAAUCUGAUAGAAAAACCUCCUGAUAAUUUGGAUUGCAGUGAGCAGUAUGUUCAAGCCCUUGCUGUUCAAUUCCCAGAAGAUUCAUCAGAUUUUCUUGCCAUAGAUGGGGUUCUUGGGGACACUCAAGAACAUGCUAUACAAGAAGACAGCGGUAAAAAACAAAAAAGCUAUAAGCAAGCUGCAUCUAAGUGUAACCCAGCACUUGAAACUCCUCUGAAGUGCAGAAGAUUGAAAAAUAAGAAAAGGACACGGAGUUGCAGUGAUAAUACAAGUCCACUGUUGUUGGAACUAAUUGAAGACAUGGGAUCUUCUGUUGUGAAUCAAAUGCAAGCGGAACCUGCAGCAAGUGUUAAUUUCUCACACAAUGGUUCCUUGGAAAUUAGCUCUGCUGGUUGCUUGAUUCCAAAUGAUGUUGCUUUGCCAAGAGUUGUAUUUUGUCUAGCUCACAAUGGGAAGGUUGCAUGGGAUACUAAAUGGCGGCCUUCCAAUGAAUGCUAUUCUAUUAAGAUGGGUUAUCUUGCUGUCUUGUUGGGGAAUGGAUCUCUGGAAGUGUGGGAGGUCCCUCUUCCUCGUACCGUGAAAGUUAUAUAUUCUUCAGACCAUCCGGAGGGCACUGAUCCUCGUUUUGUGAAAUUGGAGCCUGUAUUCAGAUGCUCAAUGUUGAAAGGUGGCGGCACGCAGAGCAUCCCUCUGACAGUGGAGUGGUCGGCUUCAACCCCUCAUGAUCUCAUUCUUGCUGGAUGCCAUGAUGGAACAGUUGCUUUAUGGAAGUUUUCUGUAAGCAGUUCAUCUAAAGAUACGAGGCCAUUGCUUUGCUUCAGUGCAGACACAGUUCCUAUAAGAGCACUCGCCUGGGCUCCAGUUGAAAGUGAUCUAGAGAGUGCAAAUGUUAUACUUACUGCUGGACAUGGAGGCCUAAAGUUUUGGGACUUACGGUUCAAAGUUCUAAUCAAAGCAUCAAAGGAUGGGUAUCUCAACAUGUAUGUGCAGCAUGGAGAGAGAAAUAAUCAUGAUCGAUAUUAUUGGGAUCCAUUCCGGCCUUUGUGGGACCUCCAUCCUGUGCCAAGGAUCAUAUAUAGUCUGGAUUGGCUGCCAGAUCCAAGAUGUGUUAUUCUAUCCUUCGAUGAUGGAACAAUGAGAACCCUCAGCUUGCUUAAGGCAGCGUAUGAUGUUCCUGUCACUGGAAAGCCCUUUGGUGGGACGAAACAACAAGGAUUGCACAGUUAUUACUGUUCAUCGUUUGCUAUCUGGAGUGUUCAAGUGUCAAGACUAACAGGGGUGGCGCAUCGUAUCGAGAAAUUAUUCCGGGAGUUCUUGUGGGGUGGUCUGGGGGAAGAAACUAAAUUCCAUCUUGCUAGUUGGAACAAAGUUUGCUCUCCAGUUUCGGGUGGUGGUUUAGGUGUGCGCAAUUUGAGAACUUUCAAUAAAGCGCUUUUGGGAAAAUGGUUAUGGAGGUAUCAAGAAGAAGGGGAGUCAUUAUGGAAGGAAGUGGUAGUUUCGAGACAUGGAGGUGCUUGGGGGGGAUGGUGCACUAAUGAAGUAAGGGGGGGGUAUGGUGUGGGUCUAUGGAGAUAUAUAAGGGGGGGAUGGCAGUGCUUUGAAAAUAAUGUUAGAUUUGUAGUUGGUCAGGGCACUCGCAUCAAGUUUUGGCAGAAUGUUUGGUGUGGAGAGCGUUCUUUGGAGAGAGCCUUUCCAGCUCUAUACAAUAUUGCGAUUAAUAGGGAGGCUUCUAUAGCAGAUCUAUGUGUGAUUGCCCAAGACUCUUUUCAGUGGAACAUUUUAUUCACUCGGGCUAAUCAUGAUUGGGAGCUGUCUAUUGUUUCAGAAUUUUUUAGCAUGAUAUAUUCCUCAGAAAGAUUAACGACACAAGAUGAUAGGCUACAAUGGAGGGGCAAAGACAGUAAGAAGUUCUCAGUCAAGACAUACUAUAAAAUUCUGGUAUCACAAGGUAAUGAAUAUUUUCCGUGGAAAAGUAUUUGGAAGUCACGCGUACCUUCCAAAGUGGCUUUUUUUGUGUGGACUGCGGCACUUGGGAAAAUUCUAACCACGGAUAAUUUAAGAAAGAGGGGACUCAUAGUAACGGACUGGUGUUAUUUGUGCAAAAAAAAUGGAGAAUCAGUGGACCAUCUAUUAUUGCAUUGUGAGGUGACGAGAGAGUUGUGGAAUGGAAUAUUUCGUAGGGUAGAUGUCGCAUGGGUUAUGCCGGCAAAGGUGGUGGACUUGCUUGCUUGUUGGAAGGGUCUAAAAGGCAGUACACAAGUAGCUGCAGCUUGGAAGAUGAUCCCGCUGUGCAUUAUGUGGUGUAUUUGGUUGGAAAGGAACGCACGCUGCUUUGAAGAUAGGGAGCGAUCGAUGGAGGAGCUUCAGAAUUUUUUUCUACACACUUUACUAUUAUGGUUUUCAGCCAUUGUUCUUAAUGGAAACAGUGUACAUGAGUUCCUAGCUCAAAUUUAGUUUUUGAAGAAUGUAUUUAGGUGUUUUCUAUUGUAUACUCCCUGUGUACAUAGGCCUUGC
This is a messenger RNA of Juglans regia (Persian walnut), 3585 nucleotides long. RefSeq lists its product as uncharacterized. Gene Ontology annotation, molecular function: DNA binding; protein binding. Gene Ontology annotation, cellular component: transcription factor TFIIIC complex. Gene Ontology annotation, biological process: transcription by RNA polymerase III; regulation of DNA-templated transcription. The record is from RefSeq and is a predicted model, not a curated record. Bases 145 to 3525 code for a protein of 1126 amino acids. NCBI's taxonomy places the organism in Eukaryota, Viridiplantae, Streptophyta, Magnoliopsida, Fagales, Juglandaceae. The transcript has 15 exons.